GCUUUCCGUCUCCGUGGUUGUUUCAGACCGUUGUAAAGGUUACAUGCAUUAGGGAACGCUCAGAGGCCGCGUUUUUGUGUGCCUUAUAAUUUCUAUCUUUUGUGGCCCCGGUUGAAACUGAGCACGGGAAGAGCACAGCCGCUGACUGUAUCUGCUAGUGAACGAGUGCGCGCAGUGAAUGCGUGGUGUACGACUCCGAGCUUGACGUCGGUGUAAGCGAAACCUGAACAUGGCAAAUCUCGAUUGUCCUGCUUUGCCGAAGGGCUGGCGACGCGAGGAAGUGAUUCGUAGAGGCGGGCUGUCAGCUGGGAAAGUUGACGUCUACUACUACAGUCCUGGAGGAAAGAAGUUUCGCAGCAAGCCUCAGCUGGCACGCUUCUUGGGUGAUGCCAUUGACCUGAGCACGUUCGAUUUCCGCACGGGCAGGGUCAACUCUUUGCUGCUUCGCAAAAGCCGCAGGCAGCGAGGCACACAAUUUGACUACAGCCGAGGGAUACGCAACGAUGCCUCUCUUGUGCCUCCCAUCAGGCAAACAGCCUCAAUCUUCAAGCAGCCAGUCACUGUGGUACGAUCACAGGAAGGCAAAGUACGCUCAGACUUUAAGCAUGGCCCUCCAGACAAACCAAAACAGCUUUUCUGGGAAAAGAGAUUACAAGGAUUGCAAGCAUGUGACCGGGAUCAAGAAGCCCUUCAAAGUUUUGAGCUUCCCAGGAACAUGAAAGGUGUGGGCCCCAAUGUCAGCCAGGAGACCCUUCUUCGGAGCAUAGCCACAGCUCUGCAUAUGAGUGCACAACCUGUCACUGGGCAGACUGGCUUACGUAGCGCGCUCGACAAGCACCCGGGCAUCUAUCUCAACCCGGACCAGCCUCUUGUUCAGGCCCUGAAUGUAACUGAUGAAGACAUUCGGCGCCAGGAAGAGCAAGUCCAUCAUGCUAGAAAGAAGCUGCAGGAAGCCCUGGCUGAUCUGCCACCCUAGCUUCAUGCUUUGGUUGACAGAAAUAA
Molecule: messenger RNA, 1002 nt
Organism: Rhipicephalus microplus (southern cattle tick)
Lineage: Eukaryota; Metazoa; Arthropoda; Arachnida; Ixodida; Ixodidae
Gene: MBD-like
Product: methyl-CpG-binding domain protein 2
Biological process (GO): negative regulation of transcription by RNA polymerase II; DNA methylation-dependent constitutive heterochromatin formation
Cellular component (GO): nucleus
Molecular function (GO): methyl-CpG binding
Source: RefSeq, a predicted model, not a curated record